CAAUUCAUUCCUAGUCUAAAUAGCCAAGGCCGGCCAGUUUCAACAAGGACAAAAAAAAAACAUAAUAAGUGAUUGAGGUUCAAGUGAUAUUUUCUUUCUUUAAGAAAAAGCAUAAAAAAAUAAAAGUUGAAAAGAAAGAAAUGGCAUUCACAGGAACCUUGGAUAAAUGCAAGGCUUGUGACAAGACCGUUUACUUCGUUGAUUUGUUAUCUGCAGAUGGAGCAACAUUCCAUAAAUCAUGCUUCAAAUGCAGCCACUGCAAAGGCACCCUUGUGAUGAGUAACUACUCCUCAAUGGAUGGAGUCCUGUACUGCAAAACUCAUUUUGAGCAACUCUUCAAGGAGUCUGGAAAUUUUAGCAAAAACUUUCAGACUUCUAGCAGCAGGGAGAACUCACUGACUAAGUCUUCAAACAAAUAUUCUUCCAUGUUCUCUGGAACUCAAGACAAAUGUCCCGCCUGCAGCAAAACUGUGUAUCCACUUGAAAAGGUGACUAUGGAGGGAGAGUCAUACCACAAGUCAUGUUUCAAGUGUUCUCAUGGAGGUUGUGCCCUGACACAUGCUACAUAUGCAGCCCUUAAUGGUGUCCUCUACUGCAAGCACCAUUUCACUCAGCUGUUCAUGGAGAAGGGAAAUUAUCAGCAUGUCCUCAAGGCUGGUCAGAAGAAGAAUCAAGCGGCUCCUGCUGAUUCUGAUGCAGAACCAGAAUCAGAGGGGGAGGAAGCCCCCCCUGCACCCCAACCUGAGGAGGACCAUGAAAAGGCAGCAGAAGAAUAAAUAUAUAUAUAUAUAUAAUUUCAUGUUUAAUUUAAUGCUUUUUUUUUUCCCUCUCCUCUCUUCCCAUUUGCUUCUGUUGUAGCUUUUGUUCUCAUUCCAUUGUUUGGCACAGGGCGUAGUUUUGUUUUCCAGUUUGUACGUAUACAUUGUUUGAGAGGCCAUCUAUAUAAAUAUACUACAAUCUGAUGUUUCUGUUUUUC
Molecule: messenger RNA, 976 nt
Organism: Ipomoea triloba (trilobed morning glory)
Lineage: Eukaryota; Viridiplantae; Streptophyta; Magnoliopsida; Solanales; Convolvulaceae
Product: LIM domain-containing protein PLIM2c-like
Exons: 5
Coding region: 141-776 (211 amino acids)
Biological process (GO): actin filament bundle assembly
Cellular component (GO): actin cytoskeleton; plasma membrane
Molecular function (GO): actin filament binding
Source: RefSeq, a predicted model, not a curated record